AAAAUAAUAUGUAAAAUGUUUUUUGAAUUUAAAUGUAUUGAUUAAGAUUUGUAAUUGUAAUUUUAAUAAUGAAACUUUAUAUCUUAUUACAAUUGGAUUUUUGUUUUUAUUUAAAUAUUAAUUCAUUAUUAUUAUAAAUAUUAUCAUGAAUUCUAAUAAUAUUAAUAAUGAGGAUGAAGAUGUUAUUAUAAAGAAUUCAUCUUUAUAUAAACAUUUAUAUGAAUUAGGUUAUACUGAUUUUGAAAGUGUAACAAUAGAAAAAUUAACAUUAAAAAAUGAAAAAAAAUAUUUCAAACUAUUUGAUUUUAUAUUCAAUGUAAAAAACAUUUUUAAAAAGUUAUAUAUCAUGUAUUUAAAAAUAAUUCAGGAUGAUAGUAUAUCAAAAAAACAAGUGGAAACUAUUUUAAAUACAAAAAUUCUUUUAAAUGAUCAUGGUUGUGCAAUAUAUAAUUUUCUUGAUAAAUAUGAUUGUAAACCAUGGAGAAUUAUAACAUCUAAAUUUAUUUUAUUUGGCACAAUUUUAUCAUCUUCAUUAUACAUAUCUUGUUAUACUCAAUAUAGAACUUCAACUAGUUUAUUUACAUUAGCUAUAUUAUAUUAUAUUAGUUGUAUGGAAUUUUUAAGAAUAAGGAUACAUAUGGAUUUAAAAUCAGUUGUAUCUUUACAAAAUGAUUUCUUUGAUGUUUGUAGAAAAGGAAUGAAAAUUUUAAAAUAUGGAUAUAAAAUAAAAUUAAAUAAAGAAAAAAAUUCUCAACAAUUUUCUGAUCUUACAGCAGCUAGAUUGAAAUAUUUACCACCUAUAAUGGAAAGUUUAAUAAAAUAUUUGGGAGAUAUUUCUUGCAUUUAUUAUCAUGUUUCCUUAAUUCUUAUAAAACUAUUACCAGUGAAUUUUUAUAAUGAAGAUUUAUUAACAAGAUUUGAAAGUGGAUCAUUUGAAAUACAUGGUGAAAUAAAUUAUCAAAAAUUAAAGAUUUUAUAUCAUACUUAUAUUCUCACUCAAUCUGAGAUGUUACAUUUGUUAGCUAUCGCAUAUGAUAAUCAUAUUUGGCGACAAUCAUAUAAAAAAAUUCCCGAAUUAAAAUUGGCUUAUAUUAUUCGUUUUUUAAAUAUCUCUUUAAUUACGUAUAAAAAAAAAUUAUCGGAACAUAUCGAUGCUUAUUAUAGUUUUAAAUUGGAACCAUAUAAAUACAAAAGUCCAGAUUCAUCACAAUGGCAAGAUUUAUAUAUGCAUUUGUAUUUAGCGUCUGAUAAAUUACAAUUGGCUUAUAGUUAUGUAUUAUCAAUACUCCAAGAUAUUGAUAACGAUGUAAUUGAAAAUAUAACGAACGAAGAUUACAUGGAAAAAACAAUGCAAAAAUUAACUGUAGCUCAAAAAAGUAUUGAAACUGCGAAAGAUUUUAUUGAAUUUAGCAAUUUAUUUUUGGUAAAAUUGCAAAAUAAUGAUAUUACAAUUAACCAUUUAGAAACAAAUAUUCCAGUAUCAGUUGCAAAUUCCGAUAUCCAUAUUCAAUCCAUAAUCGAUUCAGAACCGGAAAUUAUAGAUGAAGUAUUUGAAGAAUAUAUUAAAGAAGAAUAUUUGAAACCUUUAAAUGAAGCAACUGAUGAAAUAUCAUUGUAUAAUUAUAAACGAAAUAAAGCAUUAUUUAAGAAUUUUAUGUCUGAAUUAAAAGAUGCUUUAGUUGAAAAGAAAAAAUCUAUGUCUGAAAGAGAAUCACAGGCACUUCAACGAAUGUAUAAAAUAAAGGAAAAUACUUUAAAUGAUGAUAUUCCGGAAAUAUUUACAUCUCAGUCGAUAUCUUCAUAUAAUACUUUUUCUUUAAUACAUACUGAUAAUAAUGAUAAAAAUUUUGAUUGUGCACAAAAACAACAAUUAAAUGAAUUGUUUGAAAAACCUAAUAUUACCAAAUCAAAUAAUAAAGAAAAUUUAAAUGAAAGAAACAUCAAUAUUUUAAUGGAAGAAAAGUUACCUUUACCGAGAAAUAUAGAAUUUUCAUCUUGUUUAUCAUUUUUAAAAGUGGAAGAAGAAACUUUUAUAGGUAGUGGCGAAAAUUCUGAAGAUGAAGAAAUCAAAAUAAAAUCUGAAUAACGAAAUAUGCAAUAUAUAUUUAUUAUUAUAUAUACUUAUAUAUAUACUUAAUUAUAACUUAUUUUUAUUUGAAUAAUAAUAAAAUAAAUAAUGAUAUUUAC
Molecule: messenger RNA, 2187 nt
Organism: Apis mellifera (honey bee)
Lineage: Eukaryota; Metazoa; Arthropoda; Insecta; Hymenoptera; Apidae
Exons: 8
Coding region: 146-2086 (646 amino acids)
Source: RefSeq, a predicted model, not a curated record